Molecule: messenger RNA, 1137 nt
Organism: Lachnellula hyalina
Lineage: Eukaryota; Fungi; Ascomycota; Leotiomycetes; Helotiales; Lachnaceae
Exons: 2
Coding region: 1-1137 (378 amino acids)
Cellular component (GO): membrane
Source: RefSeq, a predicted model, not a curated record
AUGGCGUCGAAUAAUGCUCAGUGCCGCAUUCGCAUUGAACCAAGUUCAGAUAUCAAAGAGGAACAAAUGGCGUCUGAAGAGGGCCUCGUCUUCGUACAGCCUGAUCACGCGGACUCGGAAACGUCAGCGUCAGCAAACCUACCUUUGCUCGAGCACACCAACGGCAACGAGAUCAAUACCGAGACACGUUUGAAAUGGGUCAAAGAGGUCACCGAAGCUUUCCUGGGAGCCUCAAAAGCCGUUCGAUCAGCCAGAGUUCGCGACUUCGAUCUCAUCCUGAAACGUGACAGUUCAAUCGACAUCCUCGUUAACGACUCAUCAGAUACCACGGACGAAAAGGCCCAGCUUAGGACAUAUCCAGCUCGGUAUCAAAUUCCUAAGUCGGUCAUUGACAAGAUUAGUCCUAUUGAAGAACAGAUUAAGCGCACCGAAUUAUUUGCGCUGGGUUGCAUUCUCUAUGAACUCAUUUCUGGCAACACGCUCUUUGCUGAGUUGGACGAUGAGACAAUUCGGACUCGUUACGCUAAAGGGGAGUUUCCGGAUGACGUGUGGGAAUUGUCAAGGGCCGUGAGGAUUCUAGCUUGCUGGUGUCCGGAUAUCGCGAAGCAAUUGCUUGGAGCUCGUGGGAAUGACAACAUCCGCGAGAAAUUCGUCAAAUAUGUUCAGAAGCACCCCAUCCUCUUUGGCUUCCAAGUACUCGGAGGUGUAGCAUCUAUAGCUUCUCUCGCAGCAUUGCCCGUUCUAGGUGCUAUUGGAUUCGGAGCUCUGGGACCAACUGCGGGUUCCGCGGCAGCAGGUUGGCAGGCCAGCGUGGGUCUCAUUGAAGCCGGAAGCCUGUUUGCUUGGUGUCAGAGUGCAGCCAUGGGUGGUGCAGCUGUGGGUGGAAUCUUGGCGACUGGAUUGGGAGGUGCUGGGGUUGCUAUUGGGGCAAGUGUAGCGGGUGCGUUGGAUGUAGCUGCUGGGGAAAAGCAGAUGCCGGAUUUGAAAGAGAGAUUCUUGACGGCUUGGAAGCUGCAGACUGUAGAUGACACGGCGAAGGAGGAGAUUGUGGUAGUGGAAGUUGAUAGGAAAGAGGAAGUGAAGGAAGCUACGAAAGUGGAUGUGAAGACGAAGAUACCUCGCAUUCUGAGGUUGUAG